Molecule: messenger RNA, 1611 nt
Organism: Blumeria graminis f. sp. triticale
Lineage: Eukaryota; Fungi; Ascomycota; Leotiomycetes; Helotiales; Erysiphaceae
Source: the annotation of a GenBank genome assembly
AUGUCUUUAGUGGAGAAGAACAAUCUUUACUGCACGGCCAAGCAUGACGAAGGCCUAGCAGCUGAAGGCGACCCAACGGAUCGCAGAGAGCUGCAACUUCUCCGGGAAGCCGAAGAGGCUCAAAUGCUAGAAAAAAACAUGGCUAUUGGUACAGCCGUAAAGCUCUGGUGGCCCGCUAUCCUCUUUAGCGUGGCAGUGUCAACGGGCGUGAUUAUGGAAGGAUACGACAACCUUCUACUCGCUCAAUUCUACGCCCUUCCGGCGUUUUGUAAGCGGUACGGCGCUCCGAUAGGUGAAAAUGGCGCCUACGAAAUUCCUCCGGCUUGGCAAGCUGGGCUCUCAAACGGGGUGAUGGUUGGUGAGAUCAUUGGCCUUCACAUCAAUGCGGCGGCAAUUGAUCGGUUCGGGUACAAGAAGACGAUGUAUGGCGCAUUGAUCGCUAUAUGUUCGUUUAUUUUUAUCCCCUUUUUCGCCCCCAAUCUCAUCGUCUUGCUGGUUGGGGAAAUUUUGUGCGGAAUUCCGUGGGGUGUCUUUCAGACACUUACCUGCUCGUAUGCUUCGGAUGUCUGUCCUGUCAAACUGCGGCCCUUUUUGACUACAUAUACGAAUCUGUGUUGGGUCAUUGGUCAGCUGAUCGGCUCUGGCGUUCUGCGCGGUUUGGUAGAGAGGCCAGACCAGUGGAGUUACCGGAUUCCGUUUGCGAUCCAAUGGUUUUGGCCUGUUCCCAUCACCAUUGCCAUCAUUUUUGCCCCGGAAUCACCCUGGUGGUUGGUUCGUCACGACCGACUGGAGGAUGCUCGGAAGUCUAUAGUCACUCUGACCUCCACCAAAGAUGCGCCGGCUUCUUUCAGUAUUGACAAGACGCUCUCCAUGAUUGUCGUCACUAACAACAUGGAGAUGGCCAACUCGAUGACGGCUGGAUACGCGGACUGUUUCAGGGGAACCAAUCUCCGCCGGACAGAGAUUAGCUGUAUCACUUGGGUCAUUCAGAACCUGUGCGGAAGUGCUUUUAUGGGGUAUUCGACAUACUUCUACGUCCGCGCUGGUUUACCCACGGUGAUGGCUUUCAAUAUGACUCUGGUGCAGUAUGCGAUCGGCUUCGGCGGGACUUUCGCUUCUUGGAGUCUGAUGGGCAAGUUUGGGCGACGGACUUUGUUCCUGACUGGCCUGACCGGUCUGUUCUUUGUCCUCCUUUCGAUUGGAAUUUGCGGCAUGAUUGACAACAAAGCUAGUGGGUGGGCGAUAGGCAGCCUUCUCGUUUUGUACACGGCCAUUUACGACUCUUCGAUUGGCCCAUUGACUUACUCUUUGGUAUCCGAGAUUCCGUCUACAAGACUGAAGAAUAAGACGGUAGUUCUCGCGCGCAAUGUCUUCAACCUGGCUGGAAUGAUGAAUUAUAUCAUUGUACCUUACAUGCUGAACCCGGCCGCUUGGAAUUGGGGAGGAAAAUCUGGCUUCUUCUGGGCAGGAGUGUGUUGUCUCUGUCUUCUCUGGGCUUUUUUCAGAUUGCCGGAGCCGAAAGAUCGUUCGUAUGCCGAAUUGGAUGAGCUGUUUGAGAAGAAAAUCUCUGCAAGGAAAUUCAGCUCGACUAUUCUACAUCAUACGGGCUAG